AGCUCGUUUUUCUUCCCCUUCAGUUCGUCUCCUUCACACGCCAAGGUUUUUUCUCUUCAAAAGAAAAAAAAAAAGAAAAGAAAAUAAUAAUAAUAAAGAAAAGUUCUGCUCAAGCCCUAAAUUCGAUCGAGCAAUACUCCGGGGAUUGUUAUUUUCGAUACAUCUAUUGAUUUGAAUAACCGAGGCGGCGAGGAUUGGCGGCUCGAUGAAUCGCCGUCGAUUUAUUUCGAGGGUUCCCCUUUUGUUGAUUUAUGCAAGCACGAUUCUAAUCAUCUAUUCCCCAGCAUUGAUAUCAGCAGCAGUUGUCACACUUGAUUCCAUCGAGAUCUUCAAAACUCAUGAAUGGAUUCCGACUAAACCCAAAGUAUACUUUCACUGUAAAGGAGAGAGUGAGAUAAUUCUACCAGAUGUUAAACACAAGCAUGUAUUGUAUUCCUUCAGGGGUGAAGAAUCGUGGCAGCCCCUAACAGAACUUUCUGAUACGAAAUGCAAACGCUGUGGACUUUAUGAGAAGGAUGCCGUUAGACCAAAUUACGUAUUUGAUGAAUGGGAACUUUGUCCAUCUGAUUUCACACGGUCCGAUGGCAAGUAUAUUCAUGUUAGGGAGAAAGAGUUCAAUGCCACAUUUUUAUGUAAAGAAUGUGUUGCUCAGGAAAAAGCUUCAUCUUCAUCCUCACUUUCGGAUAAGGAUAAAGCUAAUUCCACUAAGCUGGUUGCAAGUGGUGGCAGAGACGAAAGAGAAUGCAACAGCAGGCUCAGUUCCUCGAACUUUUUGAAGAUGCUGAUGAUAUCGAAGAUGAAUUGGGUAUAGGCCCUCUCAGCCAUACAGUUUGAAUCACACAUCCUGAUCUUCUCACUCUUUGUCUGUACACUACGGAUAGCUGCAACGGGACGAGCUCUAUUGUAUAGGUGUGUAUACUCGAUGUUCAUACACAAACAAAACAUUGCACAAUCAUGCCCGCAUUUGAGGUUUUGGGGUAGUUCAGGCCUUUGCUGUGUGCAUUUCUUUUCUUUUAGGACCUGACAAAGACGGCAUCACCAAUAUGCACGUGACAUGUACCAUAAAUAAAACAGAAGAUGAGUUAUCAUUUACCAGGAAAUAGUGAACUGUCUAUGUAAAGAUCAAGAAACAAAAACCCAGCAAGAAAAAUGGUCCCUUUUUAUUGCAUCA
Molecule: messenger RNA, 1171 nt
Organism: Salvia splendens (bonfire salvia)
Lineage: Eukaryota; Viridiplantae; Streptophyta; Magnoliopsida; Lamiales; Lamiaceae
Exons: 5
Coding region: 206-811 (201 amino acids)
Source: RefSeq, a predicted model, not a curated record